Messenger RNA from Penicillium diatomitis, 1821 nucleotides. Its product is annotated as replication factor A subunit protein RFA1. The record is from RefSeq and is a predicted model, not a curated record. The coding region runs from base 1 to 1821 and encodes 606 amino acids. Gene Ontology annotation, biological process: telomere maintenance via telomerase; meiotic cell cycle; double-strand break repair via homologous recombination. Gene Ontology annotation, molecular function: damaged DNA binding; single-stranded telomeric DNA binding. Lineage: Eukaryota; Fungi; Ascomycota; Eurotiomycetes; Eurotiales; Aspergillaceae. The transcript is spliced from 6 exons. Gene Ontology annotation, cellular component: DNA replication factor A complex; nucleus.
AUGGCUUCUGACGCAGCGUCACAGAUCACGGUGGGGGCUCUUAGCGCGAUCUUUGACGAUACCAAGCCGCAGGUUCGCGAGCCGAUCGUUCAAUGUGUACAAGUGAAGCCUCUCCCACCACAGGCCACCCAUCCCGAACGCUAUCGAGCCGUCUUCAGCGACAUUGCCAACUAUGUCCAGACUAUGCUUGCCACACAAGCCAACCAUCUAGUCACGGAAGGAAGCCUUCGAAAAGGAUGUUUCGUGCGUCUGAAGUCUUUCCAAGCGAACUCCGUCAAGGGCAAGAGAAUUCUCAUUAUCAUGGAACUUGAGGUUUUGAAAGAGUUGGGUGAAUCCGAAAAAAUUGGAGAGCCAAAGCCCUUGGAGGUCAAGGCGGAGGAAGAGGAGAAACCCCAAGCCACGACAAUUUCAAGCAGUGGUUUCUACGGGUCAAAGCCGACUGGUGCGCCGUCGCAACAACAGAGUCGCGCCCAACCCGCCCGUGGGCCUACAUCCUCUGCUCACGCGACGAUCUAUCCUAUUGAAGCAAUCUCUCCUUACUCAAACAAAUGGACAAUCAAGGCACGUUGCACAAGCAAGUCAAGUAUCAAGACUUGGCACAACAAAAACGGGGAAGGCAAAUUGUUCAGUGUCAACCUCCUCGAUGACAGCGGCGAGAUUCGCGCCACCGGCUUCAAUGACCAGUGCGACAUGCUCUACGAUCUGUUCCAGGAAGGCGGAGUGUACUACAUUUCCAGCCCUUGCCGUGUUCAAAUCGCAAAGAAGCAGUUUUCGAACCUCAACAAUGACUAUGAACUCACGUUUGAGAGGGACACGUUGGUAGAGAAGGCUGAGGACCAAAGUGAUGUGCCGCAGAUUCGAUUCAAUUUUACCACAAUUGGUGACUUGCAAUCCGUCGAGAAAGAUACUACAACCGACGUCAUUGGUAUCCUCAAAGAUAUUGGCGAAACCUCUCAGAUCGUAUCAAAGGGAACUGGGAAGCCCUACGACAAGCGAGAAAUCAGUCUCGUCGACAACACGGGAUACUCUGUUCGUCUCACCGUAUGGGGUGCCGGUGCAGUCAACUUCAAUGUAGCGCCAGAGUCCGUGGUUGCUUUCAAGGGAGUUAAAGUGUCUGACUUUGGCGGACGCAGUUUGAGCUUGCUGAGUUCAGGAUCAAUGACAGUUGAUCCCGACAUCGCGGAGGCUCAUCGAUUGAAGGGCUGGUACGACGCGCAGGGCAGGACAGAGAACUUCACCUCUCAUGCAUCCCUGUCGGGCGCCACCAACUCUAACAUGAAAGCCGAUUCCUUCAAGACCAUUGCGCAGGUCCGCGAUGAACAGCUGGGUAUGUCAGAUCAGGUUGAUUACUUUUCUUUGAAAGCCACGGUUGUCUUCAUUCGCCAGGAGUCAACAUGGUGCUACCCCGCCUGUCUCUCUGAAGGUUGUAACAAGAAGGUGACACAACUUGAUGAGGGUCAAUGGCGAUGUGAGAUGUGCGACAAGACGCACCCCCGCCCUGAAUAUCGCUACAUCAUGCCGAUCAGUGUCAGCGAUCACACCGGUCAACUCUGGCUCAGCUGCUUCGAUGACACAGGACGCCUGAUUAUGGGCAUGUCUGCUGACAAUUUGAUGCAAUUGUGUGAGGACGAUAAUGAAGCGUUCCAGGCGGUUUUCCAUGAAGCGAACUGUCGCACUUGGAGUUUCCGUUGUCGCGCCAAGAUUGACAAUUUCGGUGAACAACAACGUGUCCGAUACCAAGUCUCCUCCGCCAAGGCUAUCAACUACUCCGAAGAGGCCACACGCUUGGCAGAGAUCAUCAACUCUUAUAGUCUGAACUAG